Molecule: messenger RNA, 1056 nt
Organism: Magnolia sinica
Lineage: Eukaryota; Viridiplantae; Streptophyta; Magnoliopsida; Magnoliales; Magnoliaceae
Product: putative uridine kinase C227.14
Exons: 12
Coding region: 29-955 (308 amino acids)
Cellular component (GO): cytoplasm
Molecular function (GO): kinase activity; ATP binding
Source: RefSeq, a predicted model, not a curated record
CUCUCUCUCUCUCUCUCUCUCGUUUGAAAUGGAGGCUUCCAUAUUUCACAUGGGGCAUUGGAGCUCUCCUUCUGCAGGCUUCUCGGCUUUUGGAGAGCAAAGGCAUGUCCUGCAGCAUCGAUUUAAUGUCUCUGUGUCUUUGUCUGGAAGAACUACUCAAUCUCUACUGGGCCGAACUGGUUUCCUAGUACCAAAGCGAAACUACAACAAGGUUUUAUGUAAUCUGAACCAAGAAGCUCCCGUGCUAGAGGCCAGGUCUGUUGAUGAGAUAUAUGAUGCUCUAGCUGAACGUCUUCUCCCUACAGCAGCAAGGAUAAGGGAUCCAUAUUCGAAAUACAUUGUGGGUUUAGCUGGUCCUCCCGGUGCUGGUAAGUCCACAGUAGCAUUUGAAGUAGUUAGCCGUGUAAAUAAGCUUUGGCCUCAAAAAGCUUCCACAGUGGACAACAAAGUAGAGCCUCCUGAUGUUGCUGUUGUUCUUCCUAUGGAUGGAUUCCAUCUUUAUCGCUCCCAGCUGGAUGCAAUGGAGAAUCCAAAGGAAGCACAUGCAAGAAGAGGAGCCCCAUGGACAUUUGAUCCAGCGCGUUUACUGAGAUGCCUCAAUACUCUAAGGGCCCAGGGAUCUGUUUAUGUGCCAUCAUUUGACCAUGGUGUUGGAGAUCCAGUGGAAGAUGACAUUUUUGUGAGUCUUCAGCAUGAAAUAGUAAUAGUGGAAGGAAAUUACUUGUUCUUGGAUGAUGGGAUCUGGAAGGAGGUUUCCUCUGUAUUUGAUGAAAAAUGGUUCCUCGAAGUAGACAUCGACACAGCAAUGCAAAGAGUUCUGAAAAGGCAUAUCUCAACAGGAAAAGCACCGGAUAUCGCUAAAUGGCGGAUCGAAUACAAUGACAGACCCAAUGCGGAGCUCAUCAUGAAGUCAAAGGGGAGUGCAGAUAUUGUAAUCAGGUCAGUUGACAUGUAGAGCUAAAACGAAAUAAAGGAAACUUCUUUCCAUGUAAUGUUGGUUUUGUAAAUAAAAAGAAAUAAUCUGUUUAUCUAAUAAAAAGCUUCUUGAGAUUUCAA